CAAACUGGUAGCAAACAGUUCCAAGUGAGACGCCUAUCGCGUCUCAGCCAAUCUUUGUGAAAAGUUAAUAUCAACCAGUAUUAUUUUAUUGCUUGACAUCGCAUAAACUCAAGAAAAUGACUCGAUUGGUUUGCUUUCUUCUUUGUUACAUUUUUGUAAUAAGCGUUAAUUCCUACCGCCUCCCAACCAGCGUACUACCAACAAAUUACAAACUCCAAAUCCUCUCUCACCUUGGAGGCCCAAACAAAUUUGAUUUCGAAGGAAAAGUAACAAUUCAGCUAACUUGCCAUGAACCAACACAUAAUAUCACUCUACAUGCGAGUAAUCUGACAAUUAUCGAUGACCAAGUAACUGUUGAAGAUGUUUCGAGUUCGAAACCCAAGUCCCUUAAAGUCAAAAUUGUGGAACUAGAUCCUGGGAAUGAGUUUCUCAUUGUUAAUUUAGAAGAGCAACUCCAGAAGGAUCACAAUUAUCAACUUUUCAUCCCUUAUAAAGCUAUCCUCGAUGAUGGGUUAAAAGGUUUUUACAGGAGUAGUUACACUGAUGAGAAAACGAAAGAAAAAAGAUGGCUCGGAGUUACACAAUUUGAAGCAAUCAGUGCCAGAAGGGCAUUCCCUUGUUUUGACGAACCAGGAAUGAAAGCAACUUUCGACAUUACUUUAGGUCGCAGAGCUCACUUAAAUUCAAUCAGCAACAUGCCAUUGAUUGAGUCACAACCAAUUAAGGAGAAGGAGGGUUAUUUUUGGGAUAAAUACCAACCUUCGGUCCCCAUGUCGACCUAUUUGGUUGCAUUCAUGAUCUCCGAUUUCGGAUACAAAAUGUCGGAACCGUCCCAAAAAAAUAACGUGACUUUCAAAAUUUGGGCCAAAAGAGACUCUUUGGAUCAAGUGGAUUAUGCAAGAGAAGUUGGACCUAAAGUUUUGGAAUAUUAUGAGGAUUUCUUUGAUAUUAAAUAUCCUCUCCCCAAACAAGAUAUGGUUGCUAUUCCCGAUUUCAGUGCCGGUGCUAUGGAAAACUGGGGUCUGAUCACUUAUCGUGAAGCUCUUCUACUUUUUGACCCCAAAGUUACUUCUCUGACCAACCAACAACGCAUCGCUAACGUCAUUGCCCACGAAUUGGCCCAUCAAUGGUUCGGCAAUUUGGUCACAAUGAAAUGGUGGACUGACUUAUGGUUAAAUGAAGGUUUUGCCACUUACAUGGCAAGUCGUGCGACUGAACACCUCUAUCCUGAAUGGAAAUCCUUCGAAGACGAUGCUGUUAACAACAUUUUGAGCGUUUUCUCCUUCGAUUCUCUUCGAACUUCGCAUCCGGUGUCGGUCCCAAUAGGACAUCCGAACCAAAUCGAUGAAAUCUUCGAUACGAUUUCCUACAAAAAGGGUUCUUUCUUGAUCCGGAUGAUGUCACUGUUUCUCGGUGACGAAACUUUGAGAAAAGGUGUGAGUAAUUAUUUGAAGAAGCAUAAGUAUGCGAAUGCCGAACAAGACGACCUAUGGGAAUCCCUGACUGAGGAAGCACACAAAAAUGGCGCACUUCCGAAAAACUUGACUGUGAAGACAGUUAUGGAUACUUGGACUGUCCAAACCGGAUAUCCGGUGAUUACUGUUACUAGGGAUUAUAAUAAAAAUACGGCUGAUAUCGCACAAGAAAGAUUUUUGAAAGAUGAAAUUAGGCAAAAGUCGGAAAGUGGUUGUUGGUGGAUUCCACUGACUUACACUGAUGCCAAAGAACAUUCUUUUGAUUCAACUAAACCAAAAAUGUGGUUGUCGUGUGAUCAGAAUGUCACAACAAUUGGGAAUUUGCCGAGUAAAGAUUCAUGGAUUUUGUUCAAUAUGAAACUUGCAGGACUCUACAAAGUUAAUUACGACGAACAUAAUUGGAAAUUAUUAACAGAAACUUUAAACAGUGCAAAUCACCAUGAAAUUCCAGUUUUGAAUAAAGUCCAACUGAUUGAUGAUUCGUUUGAUUUGGGGUGGACCGGCAAUAUUAAAUAUGAUGUUGUUUUUAACUUAUUGGCUUAUCUUAAAUCAGAGGAAGCUUAUUUGCCAUGGAAAACAGCUUUAACUAAUAUUCAUUCUCUGAAUCGGCAAUUGAAGAAAAGCGUAAUUUAUGGCGAUUUCAAGAACUACAUGAAAAAAUUAGUUCAUCCAAUUUACGAGAAAAUUGGAGGACUCAAUGUCCCGGAGACCAAAUCUGGUCAACUCGAUGCUGUUAAACAUCAAGUUUUGAUUGACAAAUGGGCUUGUAAGUUCGAUGUUGCCAAUUGUGUGGCUGAUGCUACUGAUUUAUUCCAUAAAUAUCAGAAAAAUCCAGAAGACAAACAUAUUAUAUCGAAAGAAAUGAGGAGUGUUAUUUUCUGCACAGCUAUCAGAAAUGGAGGAGAGAAAGAAUGGGACUUUUUGUGGCAACAGUACAAAAAAUCCAACGUCGCUUCUGAACAAAACACCAUUUUGAGUGCCUUGGGUUGCACAAGAGAGCUUUGGUUGUUGAAUCGUUUCCUGGAAUGGUCGAUUACUCCAAAUUCGGGUAUCAGGAAACAGGACAGUUCUUCUGUUUUCAGUGCUGUUGCCGGUAAUAAUGUUGGUUAUUACGUGGCCAAACAUUUUUUAAAUACUAGGAUUAAGGAUAUAUACAAUUAUUUGUCACAAAAUGGUCGUAGAUUGUCACGGUAUUUGUCGUCGAUUGCUGCCCAAACAACUGCGGAAAGUGACUACAAAGAGCUGCAAAACUUCGUAAAAGACAACCAGAUGUACCUUAAAGAAAUAAAACACGGCGUGGAGCAAAGUUUGGAGACGGCGAAAUUGAAUGUUCAGUGGCAACAUAAACACUUUGAUGAGAUUUCGAAUUUGUUUAAGAAGUUUUCGCAAGAAAAGACAGAUUGAAAACAAAGAUUUAUUAACUAAUUAACUUUUUUAAAUACAGUUAUCCUACAAAAAAUAUAUUUUAUAAAACAUGUACUUAAGAAAGCAGCUUAAUUUGUUUUAAUUGUUAAUCGAAUGUAUUUUAAAUUAAAGAAAAA
This is a messenger RNA of Tribolium madens (black flour beetle), 3016 nucleotides long. RefSeq names its product aminopeptidase N-like. The transcript has 8 exons. Gene Ontology annotation, biological process: proteolysis; peptide catabolic process. Bases 117 to 2879 code for a protein of 920 amino acids. Gene Ontology annotation, cellular component: cytoplasm. Gene Ontology annotation, molecular function: metalloaminopeptidase activity; peptide binding; zinc ion binding. The record is from RefSeq and is a predicted model, not a curated record. Lineage: Eukaryota; Metazoa; Arthropoda; Insecta; Coleoptera; Tenebrionidae.